UCACGUUUUUCAAAAAAUGAAGUAAUGUGACAUUUAUUUAAAUUGUUUUAAGAAAAGUUCUACCUACUGGGAAAGAAAUAACUUAUGUGUUUCCUUUCAAAUUCCAUGAAAUCUCCUUUAAAAUUAUUUAAUGUUUAAAGUUUUCUAAUCUAUAGUAUAUCUAUAUCUAUAAUAUACUAUAAUUUCAAUACCAUUUAUUUACAUCUGAAAAAAUCUGAAGAUAAAGACUGGUUUUUGGGAAAAAUAUUUUUUCUCCAGAAAAGGUUAUUUUUAGAAUAUGAAAAUAGUUCUCUUUAGUUUUGAAAUAUGAUGGCUUCAUUAAGAAAUAAAGCUGUUAGAUCUCAGUUGUAUAAAUCAAAAGCCCCAGCUGUAAAACUCAUAGAUGUUACACCAGAUCAUAGAGAAGAAAUCUAUUUUUUAUCUCAAGAUCUAGCAAGAAAAUUAGUUGUUCCCCGAACAGGAAAAAAGCAAUACAAAGCAUUAAUAAAUAAUGAAAAACUUAAUCAGCUUCAAAAGAAUGCCAGCAGAAUCAUUGAAAGUGAAGAUGAAGAAGAUAAAAUAAAUGCAAAAAAUAAGCUUCAAGAGGAACAAGAAGCAAGGAAAGCAGAGUUAGAGGCUUGGGAUGCUGUGCGUAAAAAGAAUGAAAAACUCAGUGAAUUAGAAGAAGAAGCAAAAAAACAAAUGGAAAUUAUGCGAGAAAAAGCCAAUGAAUUAAUAAGAGAACAGAAUGAAGAGAUUAAAGAAAUGAACAAGUUGAUAUUAAACGCAAAAGUUCAAACUAUUAGAGAUGCUCAAGUUGCUGAGAAAAAAGAGAUCAAGAAGAAACUUGCUGAAGCUGAUGUUUUAGCUGAUGAUGCUAUGGAGCAAAAAAGAAGAGAAGGUGUUGUAAAGGACCAAGAAAUAGUUAAGAAAAAACAAGAAGCUUCUCACGAAGCGGCUUUGAAACUCCAGGAGCAAAUAAAAGCAAACAACGAACAAAGACUGAUGGAAGAAGAAAGAAAAAUUAAAGAAGGAGAAGCAUUAUUGCGUAAAUUAAAAAAAGAUCAAAUGCAGGAUUAUCAAGAGAUGAAAAUGCGUCAAUCAAAGAAAAAAGCUAUGUUGGUAGAACUCGUGAAAGAAAAUGAAGAAAAAAGGAGACGUGAUGAGAUCAGAAAAGAGCAAGCUGAGAAGGAAGAUAAAAUCAUAGCAGAAUACCAGAGAUUAAAAGCAGCUCAAGAAGAAGCAAAAGAAGCUUCUGAAAGAAAAGCUAAACAAAAGCGAGAAAUGGAAUUAGCAAAGAUUGGAAAACAACAAGAAAGAGCUGCUGAUAUUAAAGCAGAACAAGAGGCUCUUCGAGCACGUCGAGCUCAAGAAGAAAAAGAGAGAAAAUACAGAAGACGAGAAAAAGAAGCUGCAGUAAAACAGAAGGAAAUGAUAGAAAGCCUAAAAAAAUCCCGUACUGAGCAAAUCAUAUAUCAAGAGAAAUUAAAACAAUUGAAAGCAGCUCAAGAAAUUAAGGAGCUUGAAUUUCUCUUGAAGCAAUUGAAAGAAGAAAAUAAAAGAGUGUGUCGUGAAGACCUUUUUAAAAAAUUGGAAAGAUUAAAACAUUUAGAUGAUUUAAAAAACCAAAUAAAGAGAAAAGAAAUUGAAAAGAUGAAUGAGAAAAAAGAGUUUUACAAAGAAGGUAUACACAUUAGACAAGAAGAAAAGCGCAGAGAAGAAAUGCUAAAUGUGUUAAAGAAAGAAAAAUUGAAUGAAUUAAAGAAACAUGAUGUACCAGAAGCUUAUAUCAACCAUAUAAUGAAAAAAGCACACCUAGAGGAGACUUAAAGGCUUAUAAAAACGGUUUUUUGAGUACAUAUUUUGUAUAGAUUAUUUAUAUUGGAAACUUUUUAAUAAAAUUUAUCAAAAUUGUCAAAUAUGGUAACUAAACUAAAUUUUUUAAGAAAAACUGUUACAAGUUUUAGUUAAGGAAAAUGUAUUACACAAUGUAUUAUUUUAAACUUUUCAAAGAAUAAAUGUUGCUAAAAUUAACCUACAGUAUUAAACAUGUUAAAUGAGUAUUAACUUUUCAAAUUUUAUGUACAAUUUUAACUAAGCUCUGUUGCUUGUACAUGUCUUAACAAAUUGUUUUUUUCUAACGUAACAGUAAGCUCUAAAAUGAAAUUGAUUUUACUAUCAGUUAAUUACAACGCUAUUUACUAUUAAGCUCUAAGGUUACUGAUUUUGGGGCACUAUUCUCUUCGCUACCAUAGCCCUAUGAAAACAAGAUUAACAGUUGAAAUUCCCGAUAUUAAUUUCUUUUUAUAUUUUAAUCUAUUCCAGAGAAAGUCUCCUUGAAAUUUUAUACAUAACUUAUAUAGCAAUAUUUAAUAUUUUUGAUGAGUGAUAUACAUGGAAUUUUUUUUUUCCAAUAUCUUUUCAAAUUUAUUAAAAUUUUCUUUAAAAAGUAACAUAAAAAAGAUAAAAAUUAAGACUUUGUAUCUAUAACAGACCUUAACUAUCAGAUAAGUUUUAGAUUUUAUUGAAAAGAUAAUACUUAUUCACCCUGCAUAAUAAUUGUUCUAUAUUUUUUUCUGCAUAAACAAUUUUUGUUAAUGUUUGGAAAAAAAGUUUAUAUCUAUAUUUGAUUGUUGCCAUGUUUUAUUACACAUGCUCUUUGAGCUGAAAAAGUUUGUGACAACCAUCAUGGCUUACAGUAAGCGAAAAUUAUUAAAGAAAAAUGUAUUUAUAUUAUAUAUAUAUAAAAACUUUAGUGAGAUUUUCUGCCUUGAACUAAUUUGAUUUAUACAUGUAAUGGAACAAUUCUUAAAAAGAUUAAACCUUUUUCAGACAAUUAUUUAGAAGUGAAAAACAAUACUUGUUAUUCAGCUACUAUUGUGCUUAUAGCAAUGCUUACUUUAUUCUUUGGUUGGCUUUCAAAUAUAUAAUUUAUACAUUUGACUAAAUAUUUUAGAAAAAAUCAAUUUAGAAUUUUAUUUUUGCUUUUGAAGAAACAAAUUGAUAUUUCAUUAUAUUAAUUAGUUUUUAACUGAUAUAAAUUUUUUUUUGAAUGCACUCUAUAAGCACUAUUUUUCCAAGCUUUCGAUUUUUAUCAAUGGAUUCAAUAUAAACUGCAGGAAUAGAGUAGUGAAAGAAAGUGCAAAACUCAUCUUGUCUUCUAAAGGCUGAAUAAAUAUUUAUUCUCAUUUUAAGCAACCAUCAUUUAAAAAUAAAAGUUAUUUUUACUAGAAUAAAAUUUUACAAAAAUUAUAUUGAUGUCCACCCUGAAAAUGUAAUCAUUUGUAUACAAAUGAUAAAGUUUUUCAGUUAGCUUGUUCAGUUUUAUUCUAAAGAAUUGUCUAAAAAAAUAAUUUUUUUAAAGGUAUCUUCCAUUAAUGGUAGAAAGCAAGAAAAUUCAUGUACAUUCCUUAAAGAAAUACUCUAAAAUUACCCAACUUUCAAAUUUCGAACUGCAUGUAAAGUAGCUUAUUAAAUUAAGAAAAAAUAUUUUGAAAAUUUAUUACUAUAGAAUUUUAUGCGUUUGCACAGCUAAGAAAUAAAUUUUUAACUUCAAAUUGAAAUCAUGUAAGCAUCUUAUUUUAUUGUAAUUAAGAAGUUUAUUGGAAAUCUGAUUCUCCAGCUCACAUUUUAUCAUUACUGGCACCCUAUGUAUUAGAAGAAACUGAAUGUGUGAAAAGAAUGUAUCAAAAAAGUUUUUAUAAGACAAUCAGUAUUUCUAGAGAACAAAUCAAGUUUGUAAAAUUUUGGAAAUCUAGCACAAUAAAAGAUAAAAAUUUUU
Molecule: messenger RNA, 3760 nt
Organism: Parasteatoda tepidariorum (common house spider)
Lineage: Eukaryota; Metazoa; Arthropoda; Arachnida; Araneae; Theridiidae
Product: cilia- and flagella-associated protein 45
Source: RefSeq, a predicted model, not a curated record